This is a messenger RNA of Rhipicephalus sanguineus (brown dog tick), 1845 nucleotides long. RefSeq names its product centrosomal protein of 135 kDa-like. The transcript is spliced from 11 exons. The record is from RefSeq and is a predicted model, not a curated record. Bases 235 to 1845 code for a protein of 536 amino acids. NCBI's taxonomy places the organism in Eukaryota, Metazoa, Arthropoda, Arachnida, Ixodida, Ixodidae.
GACAUGGACAAAUGUUGUACUCGGCUGGCUUGGCGGUGGCGGUUUUGUUUAAACUAAACUUUCUCUGAUCGAAAUGCCUAUAACGUUGUGGAAAAUGACAGAAAGGUACCUCGAAACGGUACACGAUGGCUCGUGCUCUGCCAAAAUGUUUAACUUCACGUAGCCCGCGGGGCGCGUGUUUUGAUUUCUCUUUUCCUCCGAUGCCGGCGUAACGGAAACUUGUGCGGACGACCGAUGGGUUUCAAGUAUGACGCUCUACGGAGCGAUCUCACCGAAAUGGGCUACACGGAAGCCUUCAGCCUCGAUUCCGCGCCUCUGGUUGCUCGAUUGUGGUCGGACCUCUGUAGCUAUCAGGAACAGUGCGUCGAUGCGAACACGGCGCUGCGAAGGACGGUGCAGGAGAGGCAAGAGAAAGAAGACUUGGCCGAGCGUUAUCGACAGGAGAACGCCAAAGCACUCGCCGAGGUGAAUCGCCUGCACAGCUGCAUCAUGCAGUUGAAAGAGAAACACACUGAUAAAUUGAACGAUUUGGAAAAUAGGCUUCAAGAAGCUGAGCAAUGUAAAAAGAAGUUCGAGUUUGUGAAAGCAGACUGCGUAAACAAGAUUAAACAUCUCGAGAAAGAACUGCAGCUGAAAUCCGACAAAAUCCUGCAGCUUCAGUCAGCACUGUCAACUCAAGCAGUCGUUCAUGUAACAGAUACUGCAAAAGUGCCUGCAUCCUACCGAACUCAAGGUAUUGAACUAACCUCUUUACUGCCGAGGCAGCAUGGAGUGGCUGGACGGAAAGCAGGACCCCCAACAGCUGCACGAGACGCGCAAGAAAUUGACAUCAUUCGGAUGGCUGACACAAGAAUCCACCAGCUACAGCAUGAGCGACGAGACCUCAAGGAAUCUUUAUAUCAGUCAAGGGUUUCUGUGGAUUUGCUGCAGCAACGAAUUGAAGCACGAAAUGCUGAAAUUGAACGUCUCACACGAACCCUGAGGGAGGGCCUUCCACAUACUGCAUUACAAGAAGGGUGCAGCUGCGGCCAAAAUUUGCAGCCUCAAGGAAAAGAAGAUGGGAAGGGUGCACCUACUGAACUGCACUCCACUGAGCCAAAGAAGCCAGCCCCUGACAAACAACCGGUGAAGCAAGUUCGGAAAGUUAAUUUUGGCCACCUGCACCGAAAAACAGACCCACGGGCAAGAGACCCCAAGCCAGCAAAAAGUAAGCGUCCUCCAAGUGCCACCAGGCAAGCUGACCAGCAGUCAAAGGGUCUCACACUUGAGGAGCAGAUACAGGCACUGGAGGAAGAAAAACAGAGGCUGAAGGAACGAGUGAAGCAGCUAGCUAGUAGUGAACGACACUUGCUCAUCGAGAUACAGGGCCUACUGGCCAACAAGGGACAGACGGCUGCUUCUGACAGCAGCGAAGAACUGCGGGCCUUGCAGAGGGAGAGAGACCACUACAAGGACGAGUUAAUGCGAUUACAUCAGGUGCUUAAGUCUGGGAACACAAGCCUUAAGAAGCCGUCAUCGAGCGGCAGCGAAAGUGGAAACCAGGCUGAUCCCAAGAAUCUGGAAACAAGUCAUCCAUCUGUUGAAGAUGAGCAGUUGCUGAGUCGGUUGGGGUUGCUCCAGAGAGAAGUGGACAAACUCACAGCCACUGUGGAGAACCUGUCGAAGCAGCGGGAUCAGUUGCUCGUGGAGAGGGACAGCCAUGCCCGCCAACUCGCCAUGCUCACUGAAAAACUAAGGAAAAGGAUAAAGAUACACAGACAGCCCAGUUCACGUGCCGAGCUACAGAAUCGCACAUUGAGUAAGUCACCGCCUAUCUCUGUCAAAAAGAAUGCUGUAGAAGAUUAA